AUGCCCGUUCAAACCAGUCCACCGUCACCCCCGGACUCGUUCCCGACGUUCAUGUCUGUGUUUGGCGAGAGAUCGCCCAGUUUUUCCAACAACGAGCAAAGCACAGCUGUCAGACCUCUUCGAGUUCCCACCCAUGUCACGAUCAAUACGUCAAGACGUCCACUUCCUUUUCAGCAUCGUGAGAGUAUCUCCUCAAUGACAUCAGGAUCCACCGACUCCUCUCCCACCACUACCAUCUCCACAUUUGACUCGCUCUCAGCGCCCGAUACUUCUCCCAGCUCCUCCCCAGAGUCUCCGUUAUCGAUGCCACUACCGUUUCCAAAAUUCAUGGCGCCCAUGCACAAUGUCGAGAGCCAAAUGCUCUCGCUACCCCAGAACAGUCUCCCCAAAAUCUCGCCCGAAAGCACGAAUCCAAUUCGUCUGGAGCGUCCGGAUUCCCCUGGUCGACGCGCGCGGAAUCUCAAGAAUUUGUCCUUGAGGAUGCCGCCGCCGUCCCAAUCGUCUCGUCCUCCCAUUGCGACGGCUUCCUUUGUUGAAACAACCUCGCAGCGCCACCUCUCAGCACCACCUUCCCCGGUACACAUCCCCCCCAAGAGCACACGGCGGAGACCCGCGAACUUGACUAUUCGAACUCCCGGUUUCGACAAGUCAUUUUCUAGCAAUAUUACCGAAAUGGUCCCACCUACCCCGCAUGCCCUACGACACACGGAAUCAUCCCCUUCUUUAACCUCGAUCUUCUCCCCUUCUUUUGGCCCCAAAGGCGGCAUGCAAUUGCCUCGGCCAAUGACUCAUCAUGGAACCCGACGACCAUCAGCUACCUCCGAGGACAACCGUUCGCCUUUGCAACCGGUUCCAGACGAGGAUUCUCUCUCGGGUGGUGUGUUACAUGAACUAGAGGAAGAAGAUGAUCAACUGGACUCCAGAGAGUCAACCCGGCGCAACGAACGCGGUUACCCCAAUGGACCUGUACGAAUCUACGAUUCUGGACUCUAUCUUUACCUGGAGCCGACAGCGCAAGAAGCUUCUCAGUUUGAUGUUGUCGUGAACGUGGCGAAGGAAGUGGCAAAUCCAUUUACCAAUACGAGUGCCCAAAAUGGCACCGUUGUGAGUACUCUGCGGAAUGCAUCAAUAAGCUCUAAGCGACUGUCCACCCUAUCUAUUGGAGAGCCACGAACUGCCGUUUCAGAGGCAUCCUUCAAGUCGGCGUUUGAGUAUCCUCCGAGCGAAUCCGAGUCUCCCGCCACACCCCGGAACGAGACGUCUGGUCCGGAAUACGUGCAUGUUGAUUGGGAUCAUAAUUCAGAGAUUCUUGACGAUCUCCUCCCUCUGUGCGAGUUUAUUGACUCUCGGAUAUCGGAAGGCAAAAAGGUGCUCGUGCACUGUCAGCUAGGCGCUAGUCGAUCAGCUUCAUUGGUGAUUGCCUAUGGCCUCUACAAGAAUCGACACCUGGAUUUUAACUCUAUGUACGAAAUUGUGAAAGAACGGAGUCAAUGGGUCGGGCCGAAUAUGAGCCUGAUCUAUCAGUUGACGGAUUUCCGUUCCCGAUUGCUCCGUGGUAGUCCCUCCAAGCCUGCACGCGAAGAGUGGUUUGUACGAGGAUCUCGAAGAAGCUCUGAACCACAACCCCCGCGCAGUGAGAAAUUGGACCAUUCGGAAAUAUUUAUUCCUGGUAGCUGUAGUGGUGACUCUGACGCGGGGCAGACGUCAUCGAAUGGCAUGUCGCAGGCAUCGAUGAGCUCACUCUCCGUGCCUUCAACGAACAAGACCACACCGACUUCGACAGAAAGUCCACGACUCUCUAACUCGCUCUCACACAAGCGAAGCUUAUCUCCGCGGCCGUUACCCCUUCGACAGACGACCUUCCACACAUUUGACUCGUCGUUUCGGUCCGUACGGCCAACCUUUGGAACGAAUCCAUGGCGCUCGGAGGGCAGUCCUUAUUCCCUAGCUAAGACGGACAUCUUCGCGCACAAUGCCUCGGAAGAACCCUUGGCGCUCUUCUCUCCCAGGACCACUGGGUUCCUGGCAGGUCCACAUUCCGUCUCCGAUGUGCUAGAGGACGAUGGUCCCAAUAGCCUCCGGUUUGGGGCGAGGAUUGCGGAUCCUAGGUCACCUGCUCCUGGGACCGAGCGCCUUAUCAUGAGAAAUAUUGACGAGUUUCUGUAA
Molecule: messenger RNA, 2166 nt
Organism: Aspergillus tanneri
Lineage: Eukaryota; Fungi; Ascomycota; Eurotiomycetes; Eurotiales; Aspergillaceae
Gene: dspD
Product: putative protein-tyrosine phosphatase
Exons: 1
Coding region: 1-2166 (721 amino acids)
Biological process (GO): negative regulation of MAPK cascade; protein dephosphorylation
Cellular component (GO): nucleus; cytosol; cytoplasm
Molecular function (GO): MAP kinase tyrosine/serine/threonine phosphatase activity; protein tyrosine/threonine phosphatase activity
Source: RefSeq, a predicted model, not a curated record